Chelmon rostratus (copperband butterflyfish) is the source of this 1760-nucleotide messenger RNA. RefSeq names its product photoreceptor outer segment membrane glycoprotein 2-like. The transcript has 3 exons. Gene Ontology annotation, cellular component: membrane. Gene Ontology annotation, biological process: visual perception. The record is from RefSeq and is a predicted model, not a curated record. Lineage: Eukaryota; Metazoa; Chordata; Actinopteri; Chaetodontiformes; Chaetodontidae. Bases 1 to 1083 code for a protein of 360 amino acids.
AUGGCAGUCGGUAAGGUGACCUUCACCAAGGUGGAGAGAGAGAAACUGGCCGAGGUCCUCUGGCUGCUCAACUGGAUCUCUGUGCUGACAGGAGCUAUCCUUUUUGGCCUUGGCUUAUUUCUCAAAGUAGAAAUUCAGAAAUGGCAGGAAGUGAUGUCAGAGCAGGGGAUCCUUUAUGUACCGCAUACGCUGAUCACCACAGGCCUGGCGGCCUGCUGCAUCAACUUCCUGGGUGGGAAGAUCUGCCUGGACUGCGCUGACACCAACAAGUUCAUGCGCUGGAAGCUGGUGAUGAUGCCGUACAUCAUCUGCACCUUGUUCUUUACCACCUGCGUCCUGGCAGGGGCGCUCAUGUGCUACAGCAUCCGCAGCCAGCUGGAGGAGGCGCUGUUCCUGGGCCUGAGGAACACCAUGAGGUAUUACAAGGACACGGACACGCCGGGCCGCUGCUACCUGAAGAGGACUCUGGACUCGCUGCAGAUCCAGUUCCAGUGCUGUGGGAACACCGAGUACCGCGACUGGUUCCACAUUCAGUGGAUCAGCAACCGCUACCUGGACAUGACCAGCAACACAGUAAUGGACCGUCUCAGGAGUAACGUGGAUGGGAAAUACCUGAUGGACGCCGUUCCCUUCAGCUGCUGCAGCACCUUUUCCCCUCGGCCCUGCAUCCAGCAGCAGCUCGGCAACAGUUCGGCCCAUUUUAAUUACGACCGGCAGAGCCAGCGGCUGAACCUGUGGAGGAGGGGCUGCCGACAGGCCCUGAUGGACCACUACACGAGCAUCAUGCAGUCCAUCGGCCUCACCGUGCUCCUCAUCUGGCUGUUUGAGCUGCUGGUCCUGACGGGAGUCCGCUACCUGCAGACAGCAAUGGAGAACGUUCUCCGGCUGGGGGAUCCAGAUUCAGAGUCUGACGGCUGGAUCCUGGAGAACAGCUUGGCAGAAACGGCUCGGUCCAACUUUAAUGUCAUCAAGAACCUGGGGAAGUGUUACCAGGUCGACGACGACCCCAACAUCAACGUCCCGACCACUGCGGCCGAGCAGGAGGUCCCGUCCCACCAGGUCCAGGUCCCUGUGACCAGCUAGUGUCCAGCCUGAGCGGUCAUGAACCCCUGGAAGAGCAGGAUGAGCUGGAACCUCUCAGGUUAAACAUGCUCUGCUGAUGCAUCUUAAACUCAGACCAUGAAUCACUUCCGGCCUCAUGAGGCUCUGCAGUGAAAAAGUUUUCAUCCUGCGAAGCCAAACGAAAGCUCAAUGGAUGGGAUGGAUGGGAUGGAUGGCAUGGCGAUAUUAAGGAAUGUUAGAACUAUUAUAAGGAACAGUAUGAACAUCUGAGGUGAAUCUGACUGAUGCAGGACCAGACGGUUCUCUCAAACCUCAGUGUCAUCUCCAUCUUUCUGUUUCCUGUUUUCAUUUAUGUUUGUUUUGUUCACAUCCUGCUGAUGUUCAUGUUUUCUACUGACUUUCAUUUUCUUUAUCAGCUGUUUGUUCACUCAGGCUCCAGGUUCUGGACUCAACUCUUCCACCGGAAUGAGAACAAAAAGGCUCCAGUUUAACACCAGAAAGGAUCUCUGAAUAUAAAAUAAUAACUCAGGGUGCUCAGAAGGCGCUUUAUAUUUUCUCACUGAACAAACAAAAGAGUCUGUUCUCUGAGGCAGGAAUGCUGGACUGAUGUGGAUCACUGGGGAACACAAGACAAUCUGGCACAGGACAGGGGACACGCAGACUAUAUAUACACCAGGUAACGAGGAACAGGUGGAGAC